Molecule: messenger RNA, 4595 nt
Organism: Scheffersomyces amazonensis
Lineage: Eukaryota; Fungi; Ascomycota; Pichiomycetes; Serinales; Debaryomycetaceae
Product: P-loop containing nucleoside triphosphate hydrolase protein
Exons: 1
Coding region: 30-4310 (1426 amino acids)
Biological process (GO): transmembrane transport
Cellular component (GO): plasma membrane
Molecular function (GO): ATP binding; ATP hydrolysis activity; ABC-type xenobiotic transporter activity
Source: RefSeq, a predicted model, not a curated record
AUAUCAAGUCUAUAUUAUACAAAACAAGUAUGAGUGGCUCACUAGAACAAACCUCACUAGAACUGGGAGAAGAUAUUCAGCCUCAGAAGCGUCUAUUGAGUUUCCUAUUCAGGAAUAAGCUGAUACCAAUACCUACUGAUGAGGAAAGAAAACCAUAUCCUUUCCAAGAUGCUAAUAUCAUUAACAGGGCCUUAUUCUACUGGGCUACUCCAGUCAUGAAUGUUGGUUAUAGAAGAACUUUACAGCCUAAUGAUUUGUUCUAUUUACCAGAAAAUAUGAAAAUCGAAUAUAAUACAAGUCUAUUUAAUGAAAAUUUAGCUGCUGAAUUAGAAUAUAGUCAUGUUAAACAUAUACAGAAGAAAUGUAGAGAAAGAAAUGAAACUAUUGCUACUUCAUCGGUAUCGGAAGAAGAAGAUUUGAAGGAUUUUAAAAUGACGGCAUUUAAUAUCUUGUUUGCUUUAUGUGUAACUUUUAGAAGUGAUGUGUUAUAUACAUUAAUGUUUGCGGUUAUUUCAACUACUGCUAUGGCUUGUCUGCCGUUUGUAACUAAAAGUUUAAUCUCGUAUGUUGAAGAUCGAGGUCUUGGAUCAGACAUUCAUGCUGGUAAAGGUGUUGGAUUAGCUAUCGGUGUAACCGUAAUGGCAUUGAUGGGAGGUACAAAUCUUGCUUAUUUACAAUUCGUAGCUCAAUCGUGUGGUACUAAAGUUAAGUCCAUUCUUACAGCAUUGAUUCUUGAAAAGUCGUUCAUAUUGACUGCUGAAUCGAGACAUAAAUUCCCUGCUUCCAAAAUUACUUCACUUAUGAGUACAGACUUGUCAAGAGUUGAACGUGCUUUUGUACUCACUCCACUCUUAUCAGCCUUACCCAUUCCUAUGGUGAUAAGUAUUGCUUUAUUAGUAGUUAAUAUCGGAGUUGCUGGUGUUAUUGGGGUAGUUAUUUUUUUAGCAUUUUUAUUUGCAAUAACUUUCUCAACCACCCAGUUAUAUAAAUAUAGAAAAAUUGUCAGUUCAAUGACUGAUGAAAGAGUUAGACUUAUUCGUGAAAUUUUGAAUAAUUUAAAGGUUAUCAAAUUCUAUUCAUGGGAAGUUCCUUAUUUAUCAAGUGUUGUUAGAGCUCGAUCAAAGGAAAUAUCUAUAAUCAUGAGAAUUCAAAGUUUAAGAAAUGUUAUCGAUGCUGUAUCUAUGAGUUUAACUAAUGUUACUGCUAUGAUUUCAUUCUUGGCCCUUUAUGGAUUAGAAGGCACUGUUAGAAAUGCCGCAUCAAUGUUUUCUUCGGUUACUUCGUUCGAUGUUUUAUCUAUGGUUAUUUAUAUGAUUCCUGUUGGAUUAUCCACCUCAGCCGAUUUGCUUAAUGGAUUGAAGAGAAUUGCCGACUUUUUAUCUGCUCCUGAACUUGAAGUCAAUGAACGAUACAUAAAGAUAUCUGAUAAAACUAAUCCAAAUUCUCUUGAAAUUAAAAAUGCCAAAUUUAAUUGGGAAGUAUUUGAAGAUGAAGAAGUGGUUGAAAAGCCCCCUAAGAAGUCCAAAAAUAUAUUUAAGAGAUCCAAGAAGAAUCUGGAAGAAUCCCUAGAGAAGCCAUUAGAGAAAUCCCAAAGCAUAGAUAAUAAGAGUUUCCCUGGUUUAUUAGAUAUAAACUUAAUUAUUAAGAAGGGAGAAUUUGUAGUUAUCACUGGAUCCAUUGGAUCAGGUAAAUCGUCAUUAUUAAGUGCAAUUGGUGGUACUAUGAAUAUUGAAGAAGGUACAAUUGAAAUCAAUGGAACUUUGACCAAUUGUGGAGCACCUUGGAUCUUAAAUGCCACCAUCAAGGAUAACAUUCUCUUUGGUACGCCAUAUGAUAAACAAAGAUACGAUUCAGUUAUUUAUGCAUGUGCAUUACAAAAUGAUCUCGAUAAUUUAGAAGGUGGAGAUAUGACUGAAGUUGGUGAGAAGGGGAUCACAUUAUCAGGCGGUCAAAAGGCUAGAAUUAAUUUAGCCAGAGCUGUUUAUGCCGAUAAUGAUAUUAUUCUAAUGGAUGAUGUUUUAAGUGCCGUUGAUGCUAGAGUCGGUAAACAUGUGGUUAAUAGUUGUUUAUUAGAUUUGCUUAAGGAUAAAACAAGAGUCUUGGCUACCCAUCAGUUAUCAUUAAUUGGGUCUGCUGAUCGUAUUAUUUAUUUGAAUGGAGAUGGUACUAUUGAAGUAGGCAAACGAGAUGAGUUAAGUCUUCGUAGUGCUGGAUUUAGAAAAUUGAUGGCAUUCAGUACUGCGGAAAAGAAUGACGAAGAAGAAGAAGUUAUUCCAGUUGAAGAAGAAAUAGAUGUUUCUGAUCAACUAAUUGAAAGAUUUGUGGGUUCUAAAUCAAGUGAUCCUAAUUCUCAAAUGACUCAACGUAGAAAUGGGAUAUCGGUUAAGAAUAUCAAAGAAGAUGCCGAAGAAAACUAUAAAGAUGUUACGAUGGGAAAAGAUGCAUCUAAGGGUAAAUUAAUUAAAAAAGAAGAAAGAGCUGUUAAUCGGAUUAAAAAUGAAGUUUAUUAUAACCUUAUUAAAUUUGGAUCAGGUAAAAUUAAUCCUUAUAUCAUAGCCUUUGCCAUUAUUUUAUUACUUACACUUGCUAUUUUCUCAAAUAUUUUCAGUAAUACUUGGUUAUCAUUCUGGAUUUCAAGAAAAUUCACUGAUAAGCCUGAUUCCUUCUAUGUUGGAAUUUAUAUUUUAUUAAAUCUUAUUGGUGUGGUAUUCCUUACUGGUUUAUUUACUUUAUUAGCUACUGUUACUACCACUUCCUCAAAGAAUAUGAUUUUAUUGGCAAUUAAUAAAGUUUUACAUACUCCAAUGUCAUAUUUAGAUGUGACACCAAUGGGUAGAAUUCUUAAUAGAUUUACCAAAGAUACGGACGUUUUGGAUAAUGAAAUUGUGGAGAAUUUGAAGCUGGUAUUAUAUAUUGGAGGAGAAAUUGUUGGUAUUUUAAUCCUUUUAAUUAUUUAUUUACCAUGGUUUGCAUUGGCUAUACCUGUUAUAGCGGUCAUUUUUAUUGCUAUUGCUCUGUAUUAUCAAGCAUCUAAUCGUGAAAUUAAAAGAUUAGAAGCAGUUCAAAGAUCUUUUGUUUAUGAUAAUUUCAAUGAAACUUUGACUGGUAUGGCUACAAUCAAAGCAUAUGGUAAACAAAAGAUGUUUAUCGACAGACAAAAUAAAUACAUGAAUUCGACUAAUGAGGCAUCCUUUUUAGUUUUCGCUACUCAAAGAUGGUUGGCUGUACAUUUAGAGAUUUUGGCAGAUCUUAUUAUCUUUAUUGUAUCACUCUUUUGUGUUCGUCAAGUUUUUAAAAUCAGUCCGGCUGCUGCUGGUUUAUUAGUUUCUUAUUCUUUACUGAUUGCUGGAGCUUUGGCACAAGUUAUUCGUACAUUUGCCAUGUUUGAAAAUGAUAUGAAUUCGACCGAAAGAGUCUGUCAUUAUGCUUUGAAAUUAGAACAAGAAGCUCCUUACACUAUUGAAGAUAAGAAACCAAAAUCCGAUUGGCCACAACAUGGUGGUAUCAAAUUUGAUAAUGUAUCUAUGAACUAUAGAUCUGGUUUACCUUUAGUUUUAAAACAAUUGGCGUUUGAUGUUAAACCAGGCGAAAAGAUUGGUAUUUGUGGUAGAACAGGAGCUGGUAAGUCAUCUAUCAUGACUGUUUUAUACAGAAUUUGUGAAUUAGAAAGCGGUAAGAUUCUUAUUGAUGAUGUAGAUAUUUCGUCUAUUGGAUUAAAUGAUUUACGUUCAAAGUUAUCAAUCAUUCCUCAGGACCCAGUUCUAUUUAAUGGUACUAUUAGAAAUAACUUAGAUCCAUUUGGAGAAAACGAGGACGAUAAAUUAUGGGAUGCAUUAAGAAGAUCGGGGUUGAUUACCAAGGAAGAAUUAAAGAGCAUUGAAAAGAAUGUCAAACCCGACCAAGUUAAUUCUGAAGAUGAUCAGAAGCUUCACAAAUUCCAUUUAGACCAAAUUGUGGAAGAAGAAGGGGCUAAUUUCUCAUUAGGUGAACGUCAAUUGAUUGCGUUUGGUAGGGCGUUAGUUAGAGAUACUAAGAUUUUAAUUUUAGAUGAAGCCACUUCACUGGUUGAUUAUGAAACCGAUAGUAAGAUUCAAAAUACAAUUGCUACUGAAUUCAAGGAUUGUACAAUUUUAUGUAUAGCACAUAGAUUGAAGACAAUCAUUAAUUAUGAUAAAAUUCUCACUAUGCAUAGAGGUGAGCUUGCGGAGUUUGAUACUCCUUGGAAGUUAUUUAAUUUAGAAGGUGGGAUAUUUCAAGAGAUGUGUGAGAAAUCAAGUAUUACUGCUGAAGAUUUCUUACACAAAUAUUAGACAUCUGGGAUUAUUAUAGAAUAAUAUCCUCAAUAUAUGGUAUAUGUUUGGUUACGUUUGUUUAUGUUUAUAUUUAUGUUAAUGAUUUAGUUUAUAUUAUUCGAGAAUCACGAUAUGCUUAAUAAUUAUCUGUAAAUUUUGCAGCCAUUCGCAGCGGUAAAUAUUUUUUAUGCAUUAAAUUCGAUAAUUAAUUAAUUAAUAAGGGAGCUGUGCAAUCACAGGGAGAGAAGAUCUCUAAAAAUACUAAUGGGAUUAACAGCGAAGACUAAUAUACACCUUGCACUU